AUGAUGCUGGGUCGGCAGGAGUUGUGUGGUUGGAGGAGGACAAUGCCGCACGACAGCCAUGGCAACUAUGUGGAGAAUGCCUUGAUCAAGAACGCGUUAGAGAAUAUGAACAGGGUUGCCAAGAAUCAGCAAAAGCUUGUGACCAAGGAGCUUGAAAUGAUCGCAUCGGUCUUGGCAGACUUGAAGAAAGGAAAGCCAAGCAAAGACGUUGCAGGCACAGAGCUCUCAAGGCUGGUUGGACGGAUACAGGUCUUGAAACGGAAGCUGGAGGACGUGGACAAGGAGGAAGAUACAAAAUUGGAACAUAUGGAAGCGAGGCUUCACCUGCUGAGAGAAAAUCAAGAACAUGUCGACGAUACUCGAUGCGCUAUAAAGGAGAACAAGCGGUUGGACAGAUUUCUUGCAGAUCACCUCGCAAGGUUUGGGAUGCUGGAGACUGCGUCUAUGAUUAUCAAGGAGGAGAACCUCGAGAGAUUUGUCGAUCUAGACAUGUACAAGGAGGCAGCCCCUAUUCUUGCUGCUCUCCUGGAAGGGGACUGCAGUCCAGGUGAGCUCACAGAUGAUGACUGUGAAAGGCUGCUGUCUCCCAUCAUCUCACACGAUCUUAGCCAUAAAAUGUCAAACCUUGAGUUUCAACUUCGAUUACAAGCUUUUGUGGAGCUGGUGCGUAAAGAAGCCGUACAGGAGGCGGUGCAGUAUGCUAGGAAGCACCUCGGGCCUUCUUGCAAGGAAAACUUUGUGACCAUUAAGAAGUACAUGGCAAUCCUGGCGUUCCAGAGAGACACAGAUGUGAUGAGUUGCUGGGAUUUGAGUUCCCUGCUGAUGAUUACUCUCCAAGCAGGUCUGACUUGUCUCAAGACAACUCGUUGUGUCGAAGACCCCGAGCCAAACAGCGGAUGCCCCGUCUGUCAUCCCGUCCUUGCUCAGAUUGCUCAGGAUCUCCCUAUUGCGCAUCACAUGCACUCAACUCUCGUCUGCAGCAUAAGCGGGGCGAUCAUGAAUGAGCACAACCCUCCUAUGGCGCUUCCCAAUGGCAACGUGUACAGCACCCAGGCGCUUAUGGACAUGGCGGCAUCCAACAUGGGUCAAGUCACAUGCCCCAAGUCUGGCGAUACUUAUGACUUCUCUGAUCUCCGCAAGGUAUACAUCUCGUGA
Messenger RNA from Guillardia theta CCMP2712, 1155 nucleotides. RefSeq lists its product as hypothetical. Gene Ontology annotation, biological process: proteasome-mediated ubiquitin-dependent protein catabolic process. The transcript has 18 exons. NCBI's taxonomy places the organism in Eukaryota, Cryptophyceae, Pyrenomonadales, Geminigeraceae. The coding region runs from base 1 to 1155 and encodes 384 amino acids. Gene Ontology annotation, cellular component: nucleus; cytoplasm; GID complex. The record is from RefSeq and is a predicted model, not a curated record. Gene Ontology annotation, molecular function: protein binding; ubiquitin protein ligase activity.